Ictalurus furcatus (blue catfish) is the source of this 2823-nucleotide messenger RNA. It is a transcript of the gene bmpr1bb, whose product is annotated as bone morphogenetic protein receptor, type IBb. Bases 282 to 2225 code for a protein of 647 amino acids. Gene Ontology annotation, molecular function: SMAD binding; transforming growth factor beta receptor activity, type I; ATP binding. The record is from RefSeq and is a predicted model, not a curated record. The transcript has 11 exons. Lineage: Eukaryota; Metazoa; Chordata; Actinopteri; Siluriformes; Ictaluridae. Gene Ontology annotation, biological process: dorsal/ventral pattern formation; BMP signaling pathway; protein phosphorylation. Gene Ontology annotation, cellular component: signaling receptor complex; plasma membrane.
UGUUCGAGUUUUAGAGGAAAGUUCUCGGGGAGACGUAGUGUCUGUACAUGACUGGUGAUGAUGUUAAGGUGCUGCUCCUGUUGUUGUGUUUGUGAAGGAGCGCUGAGGUGUAUUUCUCACGAGCGUCGGUGGACGGAGCUCUUUCCGCACAGCGCGCGAGACUCUCAGUCGAGGGAACGCGAAGCGAGGAGAAGGUCUGCGUGACUUUGGAAAGAAGCUCCUGAGAAACUGAACUCGAGUCCGGCGCAUUUUUUUUGCUUCAGCUCUCCGUCCGCUGGUGAAUGCGAUGUCCCGCUGUGUAUUUAAUGCCACGUCCUGACAGACCGAGAGCUGAGGAAAAGCCGUUAAAGACAAGGCGCGUGCUGAGGCCAUCAGUGUGGAGUAGCGGAGGAGACAGUGGUGCAGCGGGCAUGUGUGGCGGGCAGAGUUUCGGCUGGAGACGCACACACACACUCGUGCCCCGGUUCUCGGAGCAGGUUGCUGAAGGCUCUUUGAUGGCCCGGCUACUGCUGCUGCUUCUUCUUCCUCUUCUGCUGGGAUUCAGCUCUAACUUCACUCAUGCGAACGUGCUGGACGCAAUGCUGUUGAGGAAUUCUGGGAAGGUGACGCUGGAUAGCCGAAAGGAGGACAGUAGGAGCUCAGUGCCCGUGCUGCCUGAGAGGACACUGUGGUGCCACUGUUACCACCACUGUCCAGAGGACUCCGUCAACAACACCUGCAGAACUGAUGGCUACUGCUUCACCAUGGUGGAGGAGGAAGAGGGCGGCCCCCCGACGCUCACCUCAGGCUGUUUGGGAUUGGUGGGCUCUGAGUUUCAGUGCAGGGUGAGGAAGCUCUUUUGCAGAUUUUUAUUCUGGCGCUUAGUCCAGAAUUUUAUUUUGUUUUUGUUUAUUGUAUCUCGUUUCUUUAAAAUCAAUAAACAAAUCCCUUUUUUUUUUUUGUUUUUGUUUUUUGCUCUUCAGGAUACGGGGAACUCUCGUUUGAGGAGGGCGCUGGAGUGCUGUACUGACCAGGACUACUGCAACCGAGACCUUCACCCAACCCUGCCUCCGAUCAACACGCCUAAUUACGUGGACAACAGCAUCCACCAGAUGGCUCUGUUCAUCUCUGUGGCAGUGUGCAGCAUCAUCCUCAUCUUUAUCAUUGUGUUCUGUUACUUCAGGUACAAGCGUCAGGAGCUGAGGCCCCGCUAUACUAUCGGUCUGGAGCAGGAUGAGACCUACAUCCCUCCAGGAGAGUCUCUGAAGGACCUGAUCGAGCAGUCUCAGAGUUCAGGCAGUGGCUCGGGACUCCCCCUGCUGGUGCAGCGCACCAUAGCUAAGCAGAUCCAGAUGGUGAAACAGAUCGGAAAGGGACGCUACGGGGAGGUGUGGAUGGGCCGCUGGAGAGGUGAGAGGGUGGCUGUCAAGGUGUUCUUCACCACUGAGGAGGCCAGCUGGUUCCGAGAGACCGAGAUUUACCAGACCGUCCUCAUGAGGCAUGAGAAUAUACUAGGCUUCAUCGCGGCAGAUAUAAAGGGAACAGGUUCAUGGACGCAGCUGUACCUGAUCACGGACUACCACGAGAGCGGCUCUCUCUACGACUACCUCAAAUCCACCACGCUGGAUACGCGGGCACUGCUGCGCCUGGCGUACUCGGCCGUCUCAGGGCUCUGCCACCUGCACACCGAGAUCUUCGGCACACAGGGCAAACCGGCCAUCGCGCACCGUGACCUCAAGAGUAAGAACAUUCUGGUGAAGAAGAACGGCACGUGCUGCAUCGCCGACCUCGGCCUAGCCGUCAAGUUCAUCAGUGACACCAACGAGGUGGACAUUCCUCCUAACACACGCGUGGGCACCAAGCGCUACAUGCCCCCAGAGGUACUGGACGAAACCCUGAACCGCAACCACUUUCAGUCCUACAUCAUGGCUGACAUGUACAGCUUCGGCCUGAUCCUGUGGGAGAUCGCCAGGAGAUGUGUGUCAGGAGGAAUCGUGGAGGAGUAUCAGUUGCCUUACCAUGACCAGGUACCCACAGACCCGUCCUAUGAGGAUAUGAGAGAAGUGGUGUGUAUAAAGAGACAGCGGCCCUCUUUUGCCAACCGCUGGACCAGCGACGAGUGCCUGAGGCAGAUGGGCAAGCUGAUGAGCGAAUGCUGGGCACACAACCCAGGCUCCCGCCUCACCGCCCUAAGGGUAAAGAAAACUCUGGCCAAAAUGUCCGAGUCGCAGGACAUUAAACUGUGAGGGACGCUCAGACCGCUCCAACAGACUUCGGAGAGUCCGCUCCAAGCCGAGCGACAGGCUCAGAGCGGCCCCAUUCUGCUUUCUGUGAAAGCUCCCAGCCAGCAGAGCACAGGACAGGUUGCGCCCCCUGCUGGUGUACACCAGAGAGAGCCUCGGGCCAUCACGUCGUCCCCCACAGUCUUUUAUUUAAUGUCAUGCCUUUCUACUAUGGUUCUGUUGGCUUUUUUAUUUUAUUUUAUUUUAUUUAAUGCUGUUUAUUUCAUUUUCAAUGAAAGGUAAGAUAUGCUCGAUGAAAAAGGUUGAAAAAAACCCCACCCCCAAUCUAUUGUUAUAUUCUUCCUGUCCUUCCAUUUCACGAAAUGUGUACGGCAGAUAUCAGAACUUGAAGACAUGUUUUAUAUGUAUAUUUAUAUAUAUGCUUGUGUUUCACGUUAUCGCUGCCAUUUUGAGCACAGAACAGGGGCAUGCAUCAUUCACAUUCGCCUUAAUACACUCCACUACGUACAACGUACCGUCCCUAUAAUGAUCAGUUCCGGACACGAUACCCUGCGGUCCUUUACCCACGCGGACGCUCCUCGAGGCGCUAAAGAACAGAGAG